Ogataea parapolymorpha DL-1 is the source of this 1461-nucleotide messenger RNA. RefSeq names its product Essential component of the Sorting and Assembly Machinery of the mitochondrial outer membrane. The record is from RefSeq and is a predicted model, not a curated record. Lineage: Eukaryota; Fungi; Ascomycota; Pichiomycetes; Pichiales; Pichiaceae. The coding region runs from base 1 to 1461 and encodes 486 amino acids. Gene Ontology annotation, cellular component: SAM complex; outer membrane. The transcript has a single exon. Gene Ontology annotation, biological process: protein insertion into mitochondrial outer membrane.
AUGGAGACCUUUGCCCCAGGCAAAUCAUCAGAGCUUGAUGAGCUAGAGGUGAAAAGGCAGAAGGUGAUCAUGGAGUAUAAUCAAAAUAUGCUCAAUGAACUGUUGAGAGAAAACUCGCUGCGGCCUGUCAAAGUGAGCCAAGUUAAUGUUCUCGGAGACAAUUUGCAAUUUCGAGAUAGAUUUCUUGCGCGUCAGUUAAGCCCCUUGCUCAAAAAUCCAGGCUUGUUGACCUUGAAGUCAUUUCUACAAAAAGUCGAUACCACAGCUUACAACUUUACGAAAACGGCAGCAGUUGAGCAAGUAACCUCCCAACUUGAUGCAAGUGCUUUUAACUCGCCAAGAAGCUCUCCUGAAAUGCUUGAGCUAGUAGCCAAUGUGAAGAUCAAGCCAGUAAAAAAGCUAUUCAUGAAAAUUGGCACCAAUGUUGGCAAUGGAGAAGGGGACGGCUACCUAUCCCUUCAAUGGCGCAACAUUUUUGGUGGUGCAGAGACACUUACUUUUGACACUAAUAUGGCCUCGAAUCAGAUUGGCACUAGAAACAGAUCACAAUAUCUUUUGAAUUAUAGUAUGCCAGUAUUAAACAGUCCAGAUCAAAAGAUUGACAUCCUGCUUUACCAUUCUUCCAGAUUCAUAGAUUACACCACUUAUCAUGAGCAAAUCGUAAGCGGAAUUACCACAAAAUUAUCAACUAACUACCUCCCAUUCGAAAACCGCUUUAAUCAAGAGCUUUCAUUUGAAAAUCUCCUACGAGCAAUGAGUCUCGAGCCAUCUCCAAAUGGCUACCGCAAUAAUUCUCUAAUUAAUGAUUACUUUUUGUUCAACGCUGGAGAGUCUCCAAAGUCGAGCGUUGCUUACUCGAUCUCCCAUGAUACAAGAAAUCAGCCAAUAUUUCCAACUUCGGGACAUCUCUUCAAAUCUACCACUGAAUAUUCUUUUCUUCCUGCAUCCACUUUCUUGAAGACCACUUUGCAACUUUCACAGGCCUUCAAGAUCAGCAAUUCUCUGAGCAUGAGCAUGGCUACGAAAUUGGGAUUCAUCAAGGGCCUGAACAAUGCUCUUAUUCACCCGAUGGACAAGUUCCAAUCUGGUGGGCCUAAUGACAUUCGUGGUUUUUGGACAUCAGGCAUAGGACCUAAGCAAAUGGGGCUCAGCAUUGGAGGGGACGCAUGUUUCAGUUAUGGGCUCAGUCUCUUCCAACGCAUACCAUUCCUGUCAUCUGACUCGAAUUUUAAGCUUCACUACUUUCUCAAUUCGGGUAAACUGAUUAACCUGGACACCUCCAAACCUGCCUGGGGCUUAUCCAAUUUGUUCAAUCAGCUCAAUACCACGGCAGGAUUUGGAAUUGUGUAUGCUCAUCCAGCAGCCAGAUUUGAACUCAACUUCACUCUGCCGAUCGCGAUACAUAACGGCGAUGAAGUGCGCAAAGGUAUUCAAUAUGGUAUUGGUUUAUCAUUCUUGUAA